AGCGACCCCCCAACGUAUGAUGUCAGCUCCUACAAGUGCAGCAUCUCCGAAUAUAUAAAAUGAACGAUCUCACACUAGUUACUCAUUCGUUACUCUACUCACCACGAAUAAGCAUCAUGAUCAAAUACCUGACCAUCGCCUGCGUGCUGGCCGCUGUGUGCGCCGCCGCGCCUCAGCAGGACGUGCAGAUCCUGCGGUUUGACAGCGAUGUGCAACCCGAUGGAUACAGCUUCGCGUACGAAACGAGCGACGGCACCUCCCGCCAGGAGCAAGGCAAGCUUGACAACCCGCAGUCAGAAGACGCCGCGCUCACCGUCACCGGAGAGUACGCCUACGUCGCCCCCGACGGCAAACACUACAAGGUCACCUUCACCGCCGGACCCAACGGCUUCCAGCCUAAGACUUCCCUUGGACAGUAAACGGACUUUCAAAUUGUCGUCUAAAUGGAUGCAAAACC
Molecule: messenger RNA, 457 nt
Organism: Cydia amplana
Lineage: Eukaryota; Metazoa; Arthropoda; Insecta; Lepidoptera; Tortricidae
Gene: CPR23
Product: endocuticle structural glycoprotein ABD-5-like
Exons: 3
Coding region: 60-419 (119 amino acids)
Cellular component (GO): chitin-based extracellular matrix
Molecular function (GO): structural constituent of chitin-based larval cuticle
Source: RefSeq, a predicted model, not a curated record